Messenger RNA from Saccoglossus kowalevskii, 8987 nucleotides. Its product is annotated as cubilin-like. The record is from RefSeq and is a predicted model, not a curated record. NCBI's taxonomy places the organism in Eukaryota, Metazoa, Hemichordata, Enteropneusta, Harrimaniidae.
CGACCGGGCCAUGUCGAAUUCUCUUUCCUUCGUACGAUAGUCAAUGUUAAAAAAGAAAUAUACAAUGAGCUGCAUUACAAAGGGUUGCGUGGCUUAUCUGGACAGGCGGCUCAUCGUGUUUUUUCUGGUUUUCCUUCAAAACUGCGUGACGUCGUCGGUUCCGGCAGUUCCACAGGUUGAAUCUAUUACUGGCUCUACAACAGAUGUGGAUAGAUGGAAUGAAGCAUGUGGACGAUCCAUCGUGGCAGAGGAAGGGAUUGUGACGUCACUGGGAUAUCCGAAAAACUACACCAAUAAUCUCUCGUGUCACUGGAAGAUAACGGCUCCAUAUGGUUCCCAGAUAAGUAUAUCUGUUAAAGAUGUAGAUCUUCCUAAUACUGGCCAUGGUUACUGUAGUGUGUUUAGUGAUCAUAUGAAUAUCACGGAGGAAACCAUCACAGGUCCCCUUCUUUGUACACUGUGCAAUGAACAUGGGUUGCAGCACAUCACAUCAAGCUCUAACGUGAUAAUAAUAUCUCAGUAUUCGGACAGUUACACUACGGGAAGGGGUUUUUCUAUUGAAUUCAUUUCCAUGCCUGCAAACAUUCAAAGACGUAAUAAUGGGAAUCUUGUACAUCCGAAGAAUCUGUUCCCACUGUUACCAGGAAUUGCCGCCAUGUCUGUAGGUGAUAUGGAAUUAAAACAUAGAAAUGAAGAAUUUUCGAGCACAACAUCGUUCAGAAGAAAAUUGUUGGCUACAGCUUUCGACAUAUCAAAGUUAAAUGACGAAAUACACGAGAGUAGCACAAAGGGUCCGUUGGAGCAUCAAUUGAACAAUGAUUGUCGGCAUUUACUAGGGAAACCGUCUGAAAUUGUCACAUCACCCAAAUACCCAUCCCCAUACCCAUCUGAUUCUUUUUGUGAAUGGACGAUUCAAGCAUGUGAAACUUGUUUCAUAUCCAUGAAUUUCAUAUUCAUUGACAUGCCGCUACCAUCAAGUGAUGGAUUGUGCGAUUAUCAACAGGACCAUAUUUUACUUAACGCUUCUGUGAAUGGCACUUUAGUUGUACAAGGUUAUAGAUUGUGUGGCUUCCAGACUGGGGUGAAAUUUACACUGCCAGUGAACAACAUCUAUUUACAGUUUAUAAGCUUUCAAAAUGUUGAUUUCUUCCUUGGUUUUGAGAUGCAUUUUGAGACUGUUCUAUCCAGAUUUGGUACACAUGAUCUGUCAACUGUCGCCUCCCUUCCUAUCACUGCUAUUGAUACUGAACAAUCAGAUACUAUAGUGCCAACAGAGAACAUUGUGAGUGACAAUGUUGAAUGUGGUGGCAUAUUUGAAAACAAAUCUGAUUUCAUAACUUCACCUUUAUACCCAUUAAGAUAUCCAGACCACCUAUCAUGCAAGUGGGAAAUAACAGCAUGUACGAACUGUUACAUUCUGGUUAAUUUUUUGCACAUCAAUCUUCCGCCAGUUAAUGAAGACAAUCCAUGUCUUGACCAGAGAGAUCAUCUUGUUGUACUUAAUUAUUGGCAAGGUCAUUCACUUGGGGAAAAAAUAUUAUGUGGAGCAGAUUUACCAAGCCCGAUUACAUCAGGUUCAUUGAUAUUGAUAUUUAACACUUUUAAUAAUAAGCUAUACACUGGCUUCAAACUUUAUUAUCGCAUGUAUAAAUUCAACAGCACUUCUGACCAAGCAAGUACAUUAGCCCCAACCCCAACCCCAACAACCCUACCACAAUUACAAACUUUUUUAAACACUUUGAACCAGCACCCAACUACUGAGAAAGCACAACACAUUGAGACAUCUACACCAUCAAGCAUUUCAACCUCUGAUCAGGUUAAUGUACUAUCUACUUCCGAUGUGAUCCAAUUCAACCCUACUUUGAAUCUUAAAAUUCUAGAUGAGACUGAACUGCAUAUACAAUCCACAGAGACGCCAACGCCAACGCCAACCCGUCAGAUUAUAACUUAUCCAAUAGACCAUGUUCGUGGUACAUCAUCUGAACAAUCAUGCUCUGAGAAAAUAUAUGCUGAAAAAGGAAUUGUGCAGACGCCCAACUUUCCAGACUACUAUCCUGAACAUACUGCAUGCGUGUGGGAGAUAACAGUUCCUUCAAACAAACCUAUAUUUUUACAAUUUUUGUAUAUGGAUAUUGAUAAUGAACAAAUUAACGGAACUUGUAGCAAUAUGUAUGAUCAUGUGGCAGUCAUUACAGAUUUUGAUACAGGCAAUGCAGUCACUUCACUAUUCUGUGGACACAAUCCGCCACCAAAAAUAGUUACCACAACAAGUAAAUUACGCGUUGAAUUUAAAAGUAAAUAUGGUAUUGGAAAUGGGUUUCAAGCUUUUUUUAAAGCACUAGCGAUUGUUACCGAUGAAGACAAGCUUGAACAGCAUUGUAAUGUGAACAAAUAUGGUCCAUCAGGGGUAAUACAUUCCUUGAAUUUCCCAGGGUACUAUCCACCCAAUACACUGUGCUCAUGGCGCAUAACUGUUGCAGAUAACAAAAUCAUAAACCUGCAAUUCUUGUAUUUUGAUAUUGAUUCCAAAACGGUUGAUGGCAGAUGUUCUGAGGCAUAUGAUCACGUGAAAAUAGUAGAAUAUGAUGUCAAUGGAAAUGUAAUUAAAUCAAUGUUGUUUUGUAGAUUUGAUAUUCCAAGUGUAGUUGAAACAUCCACAAGGCGAAUUGAAAUUACGUUUCAAAGUAUGUAUGGAUUUAGUACUGGAUUUGAUGCAAUAUACAAUGAGAUAGAUCAACCUGGGACGACCAUGGACAUUAAUCUUCCAACAACUGAGAUUACUGGUAUUAUUACUAAUUUACAAGAAACAUCUUCAGUGAAUAAUGCACAAACAGUUGAUAUUCCACAACAAAAAGAUGAAUGUCUUUAUGAUAUAACUGCCGAACAUGGAUUAAUCGAGUCACCAAACUUUCCAACAGUGUAUCCUGAACAAACUACAUGUAUUUGGAAAAUAACAGUUCCAGUAGGAAAAAUUGUGGUGUUGCAAUUUAUGUACAUGGACCUAGAUUCUCAAUAUUUCAAUGCAACUUGUAAUCAUCUAUAUGACCAUAUUGCAAUUAUAACAGGUAUUGGUACGAAAGAUCAAUCUACUAUGCUGUUUUGCGGGGGUGACCUUCCACAGGAUAUUGACACUUUCACAAAUAAAUUGCAAAUAGAAUUCCGAAGUAUGUAUGGUUCUGGUACAGGGUUUCAAGCAUUCUUCAAAUCAUUUGAAGUGAAUCAAGUUAAUGAGUCUUGCGAAUUUAACACCUCUGGACCAUUAGGCGUGUUUCAUUCCUUGAAUUUUCCAAGCUACUACCCACCUAAUCAAUUGUGCACAUGGCACAUUAUUGUUGAAGCAGGUAAAGUCAUCAAAUUGCAAUUCUUGUAUUUUGAUAUUGAUUCUACAAUGAAUAUUGGUCCUGAAUGCUCUGAACAGUAUGAUCAUAUGAAGAUCAAGGAGUACAGUACACAUGGAGAUGCUGAAGAAGUGAUUAUUCUUUGUGGAAGUGAAGUGCCAGAUAUCAUUAAAACUGCUACUAAUACAAUUGAUGUUGUAUUACAAAGUAGGUAUGGAUUUAGUACUGGAUUUGAUGUUCUUUAUGAAGAAAUCGAACAAGACUCAACAGAUCAUGUGAUUAGGGAAAAGUUGUUGAUUAAUGAUACUGAAAUUGACAAGAAUAAUCCCUGUCAAUUUGAUAUCACAUCAGAGUAUGGAGUGAUACAGUCGCCAAACUUUCCAAGUACUUACCCUCUACAUACAACCUGCAUUUGGAAGAUCACUGCACAGAUUGGAAUGAAAAUAUCAUUACAAAUAUUGUACAUGGAUCUUGAUCAACAUUUCAAUGGAACUUGUCGUGAGGAAUAUGAUCAUAUUGUUGUGAAAACAGAUGUUGAUACUGAAGAUGCAGUUACCACAUUGUAUUGCGGGAGUGAACUACCUUCAGAAAUAAUUACAAAAUUUAGAACUUUACAAGUCGAAUUUCGAAGCAAAUAUGGUAAUGGUACUGGAUUUCAUGCUAUAUUUAAAUCUGUAGAUGAGAAAGCUGCUGCAGAAUAUGUGUCUGAUUACAUGACUGAUAGCCCGGAACGAGCUAAUAUUCAACCAGAUGAUGAAAUGUGCAGUUUCAUCAUCGCUGGAUCAUCUGGAGUAAUCCAGUCAUUAAAUUUUCCAAGCUACUACCCUGCUCAUCAACUGUGUUUUUGGCAUAUUAUUGUAGGGGAAGGUAAAUUUAUUCGGUUAGAAUUUUUAUAUUUUGAUAUUGACUCUCAUACCGAUGGUGAAGAAUGUUCAGAACUUUAUGACAAUGUUAAGAUCGUAGAAUAUCACACAGAUGGGAGAGUUGGCAAAACUCUGACUUUGUGUAAAUUUGUUCCAGAUGUCAUAAUAGUUGGAUCAAAUGAAAUGCGCAUUUUGUUUCAAAGUAAAUAUGGAUUUAGUACUGGUUUUGAUGCAAUUUAUAAUGAAAUAGAUGCAGAUCAUGGUCGUGAUUGGCCUGGUCUUGGUGAUAUUUCUGAAGAGGUGUCGUCACCAACAACCCAGUCCUUGACACGUGACUGUAACUUUGAUAUUUCAUAUGACCAUGGAUUAAUACAAUCACCUCAAUUUCCAAAUCAGUACCCACAUCACACAACAUGUACUUGGGAAGUAACUGUUCCUUUGAAGAAAAUAAUUCAUUUGAAAUUUCUUGCCAUGGACCUGGAUUUUGUCCCAAUCAAUGAAACUUGUAAUAUUUUAUAUGAUCAUGUUACUAUUGUAACACAGCCUGGUACUGAGAAUGCCGAGUCUUUGGUAUUUUGUGGAAGGGUUUUGCCACCCGAGUUAAUUACCACUACAAAUAGAUUACAGAUACUUUUUCAAAGUAUGUCUGGACAAGGCACUGGAUUUCAAGUUUCAUUCGAAUCUCUGGAGCCAGAUUAUAUUACAUUGCCAGAGGAAACUACAAGCAAUACGCCAAUUUCUACAUCCAUAUCGCCUCCCUGUAAAUUCACCAAAACUGGACCUGCAGGCAUGUUGUAUUUUCCGAGCUACCAUCCACCAAAUACAUUAUGUUCCUGGCACAUUGUUGUUGAAGAUAACAAAGUAAUUGAACUACAGUUUCUGUACUUUGAUAUUGAUUCCAGGAUGGCAAUGGGAAAUUGUUCUCUUUCAUAUGAUUAUUUGCAAAUUGUAGAAUACAGCUCCAAAAGUGGAAAUGUUGUGAAGUCAACCUUGGUGUGUAGUCCAGGAAUUCCUGAUACAAUUAUAACUACAACAAACAGUAUUGAUGUUAUUUUUCAUAGUAACUAUGGAUUCAGUACUGGAUUUAAAAUUCAUUAUAAAGAAAUUAUCCCACUAUAUGAGCGGGUUCAUGGUCACAAUGUAGCAACUACCCGUGCUCCACCUGAACAAAUUACACAACAUACUGACAGUGAUUGCUUUCACGUAUUAACAUCAGAUCAUGGCGUGAUACAGUCGCCCAAUUUUCCAAGUGAAUAUCCUCAACAGACUACAUGCAUUUGGCAAAUUACUGCCUCUGUUGGAAAAACAAUAUCUAUAACAUUUUUGUACAUGGACCUUGAUUUUCAGCAUAUCAAUGGAAGUUGUAGUGAUGUAUAUGACCAUAUUAAGGUGAUCACAGAUGUUGAUACUGAAGAUGAACUCUCUUCCUUGCAUUGUGGAGACAAGCUUCCAUCGCCAAUACUCACCACUACAAACAAGUUACAAGUGGAAUUCCAAAGUAAAUAUGGCUAUGGCACUGGAUUUCAAGCUUUGUUUAAAACCCGUGAUCUAGUACCACCUGGAGAUGUUCUAGAACCUUGCGACUAUAACCUCUCUGGUCCAUCAGGAACAUUGCAUUCUUUGAACUUUCCGAGCUAUUACCCACCUUAUAAAAUGUGUUCUUGGACUAUUAUUGUUGGAGAAGGGAAGGUCAUAAAAUUAGAAUUUCUUCAUUUUGAUAUGGAUUCCCGAAUGAUUGGAACAAAUUGCUCUCGCUCAUAUGACCAUUUAAAUAUUGUUGAAUACAGUGAGAAUGGAAAAAUUGUUAAAACUUCAACGCUGUGUGGAGUAGACAUCCCUGACAAAAUUGAAACUGUCUCAAAUGCUAUUGAUCUUGUAUUUAAAAGUAAUUAUGGGCAUGGUACCGGAUUUGCUGCUAUAUAUAAAGAAAUGCCACCACAAUUCGACAGGCAUGUUCCUGGUGAUAUUGUUACCACUGAUGGCGCUAUAGUAACACGAACUGUAGACAAAACAUCAACAGAUACCUUUUCGGAAUCCUCUACAACAUCAACAGAAAAACAUGAACAUACUGCACAUACUUCAGAGCUUCCAGGAAUCGAAUGCAAUUAUGACAUAACUAAUGACUAUGGUUUAAUGCAAUCUCCAAAAUUUCCGAAUCAAUAUCCUCUUCAUUCUACUUGCAUUUGGAGAAUUACUACUUCCAUUGGAAAUACAAUUUUGUUACAAUUUCUGUACAUGGAUCUUGAUUUUCAGCAUUUCAAUGGAACUUGUAGUGAUGUAUAUGACCAUAUUAAGGUGAUCACAGAUGUUGAUACUGAAGAUGAACUCUCUUCCUUGCAUUGUGGAGACAAGCUUCCAUCGCCAAUACUCACCACUACAAACAAGUUACAAGUGGAAUUCCAAAGUAAAUAUGGCUAUGGCACUGGAUUUCAAGCUUUGUUUAAAACUCGUGAUCUAGCACCACCUGGAGAUGUUCUAGAACCUUGUGACUAUAAGCUCUCUGGUCCAUCGGGAAUAUUGCAUUCUUUGAACUUUCCGAGCUAUUACCCACCUCAUAAAAUAUGUUCUUGGAAUAUUAUUGUUAGAGAAGAGAAGGUCAUACAAUUAAAAUUCCUUUAUUUUGAUAUGGAUUCUCGGAUGAUUGGAACAAAUUGCUCUCGCUCAUAUGACCAUUUAAAUAUUGUUGAAUACAGUGAGAAUGGAAAAAUUGUUAAAACUUCAACGCUGUGUGGAGUAGACAUCCCUGACAAAAUUGCAACUGUCUCAAAUGCUAUUGAUAUUGUAUUUAAAAGUAAUUAUGGGCAUGGUACCGGAUUUGCUGCUAUAUAUAAAGAAAUGCCACCACAAUUCGACAGGCAUCUUCCUGGUGAUAUUGUUACCACUGCUGGCGCUAUAGUAACACUAACUGUAGACAAAACAUCAACAGAUACCUUUUCGGAAUCCUCUACAACAUCAACAGAAAAACAUGAACAUCCUGCAUAUACUUCAGAGCUUCCAAGAAUCGAAUGCAAUUAUGACAUAACUAAUGACUAUGGUUUAAUACAAUCUCCAAAAUUUCCGAAUCAAUAUCCUUUUCAUUCAACUUGCAUUUGGAGAAUUACUACUUCCAUUGGAAAUACAAUUUUGUUACAAUUUCUGUACAUGGAUCUUGAUUUUCAACUUUUCAAUGGAACUUGUAGUGAUGUAUAUGACCAUAUUAAGGUGAUCACAGAUGUUGAUACUGAAGAUGAACUCUCUUCCUUGCAUUGUGGGAACCAGCUUCCGCUUUCAAUAUUCACCACUACGAACAAGUUGCAAGUGGAAUUCCAAAGUAAAUAUGGCUAUGGCACUGGAUUUCAAGCUUUAUAUAAAACCCGUGAUAUAGCACCACUUGGUGAAGAUUUUGAACUUUGUAAUUUUACAUUGACUGGUCCUUCGGGAACGUUCUAUUCUCCAAAUUUUCCGAACUACUACCCUCCUAAUAAACAUUGUUCUUGGCACAUAACUGUUGGUGGUGGUAGAAGAAUUCGGUUGCAGUUCUUGUACUUUGGCGUUGAUUCAAGUGCAAAUGGAAAUGAAUGCUCAGAAAACUAUGAUCAUGUACUGAUUCUCGAAUACAAAUCCAAUGGAAACAUAAAAUCUAGGAAACUUUGUGGAUAUGGAAUUCCGAAUGUUAUUACAACUUCUACCAAUGAAAUUGAUGUAAUAUUUCAAAGUAAUUAUGGUCAAAGUAUUGGAUUUGAUGCUAUCUACACCGAAAUUGAAGUAGGUGCUGCAGUUUUAAUUCCCAAUAAGACCGCCGUUGAUGAACAGAAUGGCCAGAUGGGCGAGUUUAAUGAUACUACUGAAGCCAUUCAUACAACUAGCACAAUCCAAAAAGUUACCAUUCAUAGAGGCGAAGUGGGAAAGGGCGAUAUGGAUCUGGGGAAUUAUCAGAAAACCACAUUCAUAAUAGCAAUUAUAGCGGCUAUAGCCUGCUUGGCCAUGUUUAUUUUUAUUAUCGGUAUCAUGGUUUGCAAACGUCACAAACGAAGACCCAAACGUCCUCGCCAACAACCUAAGGAAAAAGACUUUGCUAUAUCAGACAACGAGAGUGAAACUGAAAGACUUCGGUAUGAUCAAUGGGUUCGUCAUUGGCCACUGGACACGCCUAGUGUUUAACUGAAAGAAUGCAAUUUACGACACCGAAUUUUAAUCAACACAGUUUAAUGUUGUGUCCUACUUGCAGCGGUUUUAAUUUGUCAUACUUAAGGCAUUUAUAAAUAAGCUAUAGAUAACUCGACGAUUUACGAAAAUAUUUGUAUACAUUAUUAUAUCAACUGUACACGUAAUACGUGCUUUCUUGACAUGUGUAAAAUAAGAAAAUACUAAAAUCACUCGACACUUGUAAUUAAUAUUUUCUGGAAUGUAUAUUCGUUUUGCCCAAAAAUGUGAAAGUUGUAUAAUACUCAAUUAAAUCGUCGAUCACAUUGAGCGUAGCUUAAACAGGUAAUAUUUGUGAAGUAUUCUAUUUAUUUUUUACAAUUUGUUAAACCACGAUUUGAGUGAUGUUAUGCUUCGUAUUUCUCAGUUUUCAAUUACCCACAUAUUGAUGUUUAGUAUGUAAACACGUAUAGUAAUAGAAUAAUCGAUUUUUCAGAGUAUAUAUUUAUAUAAAUAUCAUAAGAAUUUUCUUUUAUAUAGCAAAUUCAAUUAUUAUAUACUAAUUGUCAAAUACUUUUCCUGGUAUAUUGUUCUGUAUGCAUAUCUCGUACGUUAUACCGUGGAUGGAAAUAAAUCGAUACGUUUAAGAUAUUUACCAACACAA